AUGCUCAUAACGUUCGGUCUAUGGUUAUUAGCAUUUCGAUUACCAAACAGCAAAGUCCCCAAUUGUGUAGAAAACGAAACCAAUUCAUUAGUCUCCAUUUUUGAAAAAUCAAUAGCUUUAUGGAAAAAAAUCGGUGAAUUUGCGGAAGGAACCAAAUUGGAAGAAUUAUUAGGCUUCGGAUUGGGACUAACAGCUAUAUUAAGACCCUGGAUUAAUUUUUCUA
This is a messenger RNA of Racocetra persica, 223 nucleotides long. NCBI's taxonomy places the organism in Eukaryota, Fungi, Glomeromycota, Glomeromycetes, Diversisporales, Gigasporaceae. The record is from the annotation of a GenBank genome assembly.